CACGCAGGUAGUCUUAAAACUUGCGUUUCCCGAAGCUUAGCCUGUACAAUGUUGUAAAUUCUCUAACCUGUGUCUCGAUCGUCGGGUGCGCUUCUAUAUGUAGUCUCGCGGACCCCACAAUCCUGGUUGAAAUGCACACGGCGGAUACAGCUGGACUGUGAAGCAGCCUGCAAUGACUGAUCUGAACAUCCCAGCCAUUGCAGGUGCUGCAUUUUUCGGCUUCCUUGCUCUUGCAGCGCUGCUUUUUUUGUUCGCGCCCGUCACAAGAUUUCUCGGCGAUUUGUUCUGUUGUCCUUGGAGGGUCCCAUUCACACGCAAGAGACGACGCAACGGUGACGAGGAGAUGGACAAGGAAGAUUUAACAUACUUGUCAGGGCGCCGCCUGGAAUCCCCAAUAAGAGACAGCACUUCGAACAAGUCGAUGCCAGCUGGUUACGUGAUGGGACACGGCACAUGCCAGCAUGAGACGGCCAGAGAAAUCUUUUGGGAUGGUACACGACACACCGAAGGUGAUCAGGAAACAGAUCUUGGCUACGACGGCGGAACGUAUAGGGGAGAAUACUAUGGGGAAUCAUAUUGGAGAUCAUACAGUGAUUCCCAAAGCCCUUUCCCGCGGUCACGCGGUGAGGAAUGGUGGCGAUCACGCACAGACGAGUACCCUGAGUUCACGGAACGAGACACGCACAAGUAUCAUGCGGGCUAUCACUUCUCGGAGGAGGAAAACUACGGCUACGACAAAGAGACAUUUUCAGGCCCGGAAAUUCAACGACCACAGCCAUCCUACUCUCCUUCGGAGGUGGUAUCUGACCGAUAUAACGCCAACUACUUUCCGUGGGCACAAAAUGAGUACUUUAGCCAAUAUAGAUGA
Molecule: messenger RNA, 868 nt
Organism: Diaporthe batatas
Lineage: Eukaryota; Fungi; Ascomycota; Sordariomycetes; Diaporthales; Diaporthaceae
Exons: 2
Coding region: 173-868 (231 amino acids)
Source: RefSeq, a predicted model, not a curated record